Messenger RNA from Phaeoacremonium minimum UCRPA7, 1329 nucleotides. RefSeq names its product putative candidapepsin precursor protein. The record is from RefSeq and is a predicted model, not a curated record. Gene Ontology annotation, molecular function: aspartic-type endopeptidase activity. Bases 1 to 1329 code for a protein of 442 amino acids. Gene Ontology annotation, biological process: proteolysis. Lineage: Eukaryota; Fungi; Ascomycota; Sordariomycetes; Togniniales; Togniniaceae. The transcript has 2 exons.
AUGCUGACCCUUGCACUUCUCGCCGGCGCUCUGCUGCCCUCGCUCGCCCUCGCCUCCAAAGCUCCUCGAUCAGGCAGUGGCAUUGUUCGCUCAUCUGUCACAGCCAAGAGACCGGCUAGCAACUUAACCAGGAGAGACAUUGCAUCGCUUGCAAGGAGGCAAGAUGAUGUCACCGUGACAAACCAGAAAGGUGGCACCUCGUACACCAUUGAUGUGGACAUUGGCACGCCCGCCCAGACAAUCACCCUCAUCCUCGAUACCGGCUCUUCGGAUCUCUGGGUGAACCCAACUUGUUCCGAAUCAGGGCAGAUUGAUUAUUGCAACUCCUUUCCUCAAUUUGAUUAUACGGAGAGCAGUACGAUUGAGGAUACCGGCUAUGCCGACAUCCUGGGAUAUGGAAAGGGCAAUGUCACAAUCGAGUAUGUCACGGACAUGGUCACAAUUGGCUCCGUGACCAUCGAAAAUCAGGUCUUUGGUGUAGGAUUCGAGAGUUAUGAUAUCCCUCUUGGCAUUAUUGGUCUCUCACCACCGACGUCAGAUGCCCAGACACAAUACUCCUUUGUGCUCGACAGCAUGGUGACCCAAGGACUGAUUGACAGCCGCGCCUUCACUCUGGACUUGAGGAACAUCGACGACAAGGAUGGUUCCGUCAUCUUUGGUGGUCUCGACACGGGCAAGUUCAUCGGAUCACUCGAGAAGUGCCCGAUCCUCGACCCACUCGAGACACCCGACGGAGCCGACAGAUACUGGAUCAACAUGAACUCGAUUGCCAUUACGCUGCCUGAUGGAACUACUACCACACUGGGCACUGGUGAUCAGCCGGUGUUCCUGGACAGCGGCGGCACCCUCACGCGUCUGCCGACUGAGGUCUUUGAGGCAAUUGGAGAAAGCUUCCCGGGCGCCGAGUACGACAGUUCAUCGGGAUUCUACGUGGUCGACUGCUCUGUCGCCGACGUAAAAGGCAGCGUGGACUUUGGCUUCGGCAACAAGGUCAUCCAAGUCUUGUACGCGGAUUUCAUUUGGGAGGUUCCCGGCGACGAAGUCUGCGUUCUUGGUGUAUUGGCGGGUGAUGAUGCACCUGUUCUGGGUGACUCUUUCCUGCGCGCAGCCUACGUUGUGUACGACCAGGAUAACCGCAACCUGCAUCUUGCCCAGGCUGACGACUGCGGCGACAACCUGGUUGCAAUUAGCACUGGCGCCAAUGCUGUGCCAUCCGUGACUGGUAAAUGCACAAGCACUGCUCCAACUGCAACCAAGACAGGUGAGUCUCCUCCCAAUCUAUCCCUUUGGUACAGGAGGCACCGCCUGCCUCAUGGCCAGCCGCCAUAA